AUGCGACGGGCGCUGCUCACCCUCCUGCUGCUGCUCGCCCGCCCGCCGCCCGCCGCCGCCCGCCCCGCGCGCCCCGACGGCUCCGUCCCGGAGGCUGCGGCCGGGGCCGGGGACGAGGCGCGGGGCCGCCCGUUCUGGCCGCCGCUGGCGCCGCCGCCCCCGGAGCCGUGGCGGGCGCGGCGGGACGAGCCGCCGCUCUCCAUCGACCUCACCUUCCACCUCCUGCGGCAUCUCCUGCUGCUCGCCCGCGCCCAGAGCCAGCGGGCCCGCGCCGACAGCAACCGCCUCAUCCUCGACGCCGUGGGGCGCUGA
Grus americana (Whooping crane) is the source of this 312-nucleotide messenger RNA. RefSeq names its product urocortin (gene UCN). Gene Ontology annotation, molecular function: hormone activity. The record is from RefSeq and is a predicted model, not a curated record. The coding region runs from base 1 to 312 and encodes 103 amino acids. NCBI's taxonomy places the organism in Eukaryota, Metazoa, Chordata, Aves, Gruiformes, Gruidae. The transcript has a single exon. Gene Ontology annotation, cellular component: extracellular region.